UCCAGCAGGACAAGGUGCAAUGCCUUUGUUAGAUAAAAGACCUAAUGGAUAUAAGUUCUUAGCACAAACAGCAUUUAAACAAGCUCUAAAAAAAGCCGAUCCCUCUCUUGGAGAGCUUGCUAUAGUGUGUGAUGUGGCUAGCGAUGAAGCAGACUUAACCGGGUUUGCGGCUGCAAUCUCUGAAGAAACUAAAGAACAUGUUUGGAUUGUAAUGAUUUACGAUGUUGCUCAAUAUAAUCAAUUUCUUAAAUGGGAGAAUAAAGUUCUGUAUAUCAAAGAUAAAGAUGAAGCUGGAGGUCAAAACAAAAUUCUGGCAGCAAAAUCAUUUGAAUUAUUUAACAUUGAACUUUCUGGAAGUGGGCUUGCUAUUCGUUUUCCAAGAACUGUAUGCAAUGUAAACAAGAGCGAAAUUUCUUCAUGUAUCGAAAAGAUGGGUG
Messenger RNA from Racocetra fulgida, 437 nucleotides. The record is from the annotation of a GenBank genome assembly. NCBI's taxonomy places the organism in Eukaryota, Fungi, Glomeromycota, Glomeromycetes, Diversisporales, Gigasporaceae.